Molecule: messenger RNA, 6574 nt
Organism: Acanthochromis polyacanthus (spiny chromis)
Lineage: Eukaryota; Metazoa; Chordata; Actinopteri; Pomacentridae
Product: afadin- and alpha-actinin-binding protein-like
Exons: 14
Coding region: 150-1865 (571 amino acids)
Source: RefSeq, a predicted model, not a curated record
GCCGUGUUUGGUGUGCGUGCGGAGGAGUGUGCAGUCAGCGGGACCGACAUGGCAGGAACGGAGCAGGUCCACAGAAACGUCCCAGAAAAACGUUAAAAAACGGCAGUGUGAGGAGACGACUGCGUAGGAGAACUAGAAGAUCUACAACCAUGCCAGAGUCCUCCACGGUGAAGGACGUCCUCAGCAGCUCUGUUGAAUGUAGAACAUCCCCCUUGAGGCGGUUCAGCCUGACGUCGCUGCACAGAAACUCUCUCGGUGUUUUCUGCUCAGAGGACAACGUUCAGGAAUGUCUGUCACACAUCAGUCAGGAGUUAUCGUCUUUCGGUCUUCCACCGGUUUGGACGGCCGGCGGCGGCUCGGAGCUGAACAUCGUGGCCGUGCUGAACUGCAUGUAUGACCUGAUUCAGCUGCACCGCCGGGGCCUCCGAACGCUGGAGAACAUGGAAGUGGAGCAGCUGAAGUCCAACAGCAACGUGGACUUUCUGCAGCUGAGCACCACACGGCUGAAGGAGCAGCUUGAAAUCUCUAAAAGAGAAAACACGGGACUCCUUGAGAGAGAACGACAGCUACAGCUGAAAGUGAAGAGUUUACAGAACUGCCUGAAAAACGAAAAAGAAGAGGUGCAGAAACUUCAGAAUGUAAUCGCGAGUCGAGCCAGCCAGUACAAUCAUGAGAUGAAAAGGAAAGAACGAGAGUUUAACAAACUAAAGGAGCGAUUAAAUCAACUUCUGGUUGAUAAAAAGGAGAAGAAACAAGCCAUUGACGUAUUGAACAACAUUGGGAGAGCUGAUGGGAAGAGAAGCCUUUGGAAAACUGAAAAGACAGAAGCAAAGCAUGAGGGGGAAAUGUACAAGACUCUGCUGAGCGACUACGACACCCGACAGAGGGAGCUCCAGCUGGAAAACGCAGAGCUGAGGAAAGUGCUGCAGCAGAUGAAGAAAGACAUGGUGUCCAUUCUGAGCUCUAGAAAACAGGCAGCGAAAGGCGACAAACACGAACACGGAGGCACGCAGGCUGCUUCAGAGGAAGAGGACGAGGUGUUUGAUUCCAGUAAGGACAGCGUGGAGCUGUACUGCGUUCAUGCUCGGGAGAAGCUGACCAACAGUAUUCGUCUGCAGUGGAGGAGGCUGAAGAGUCACGUUGAGCGACUGGACAGCCAAGUUUCUUCAGCUCAGACAAGUGAGAGUAAAACCGCCGAUGCCGUUCCACGAGAGACUCACGAGGAGGAGAUGGACCGACUGAAGCUGGAGAUUCAACAGUGCAAAGACUUCAUUCAAGCGCAACAGCAGCUGCUACAGCAGCAGCUCAGCUCUCCAUGCGAUGAGGAAACUGCAUCCCUGCUGAGCGACUGCUACAUGCUGCAGGAGAAGGAGCGACUCGGAGACGAGUGGAAGACCCUGGAGGAGCAGAGGAAGAUCUUCGAGAGGGAGAGGAGGAACUUCACAGAGGCAGCUAUCAGACUGAGCCACGAGAGGAAGGCCUUCGAGGAGGAGCGCGCCACGUGGCUCAAACACCAGUUUUUGAACCUGAGUCCAUUUUCAGACUCAAAGAAACCUUCGCUGUCAAAGUCUAAAAGUGCCUUUUUAAUAUCAGCUGAAACGGAGGUGAGUGCUGCUGUGGCUCCGGAGAAGUUCAUCAAACACCAAUCAGAACCACCCAGCUGUGUCCCGCUGACGUCGCCUUCCACUGCCGACCUGUACCGCACACUCUGCCUUAUCCCAGAGGACAGCUCAACAAAACCAAAGACAAAGAUGGAACACGUUGAAGAGUCGAGCGUAUUUUGUGGAAACGCUCCGGUCCGACACAAACUGUGGGACGACAUCCAAGACCGGACGCUCUCUCAGGAAAAGAACAGCUCCAUAUGAAACCAUAAACACUCAGAAUCAUCGUUAGUGUCCAUUAAAUAUAGAUGGUUUGUGGUGUUUCCGUCUGAACGGUGACUGCCAAAUACUCGAGGAUUGAAUAGCUGUCAGCGGGAGCCAAGCAAGAGUCGUUGUGACUGGGAGAAAUAGUUUCUUUACUAACGCAUGUUGUAAAGGUAUUUAUUUAUUUAUGUGGUUUCGUAAAUGGUGUUUUGGCAGUUUUUUAUGUCUGCGAUUGUGCAAGUAAUGACUCGUUCAGCUUAUUGGGCGGCGCUGCAGCUAAAGUUGUCUAAAUGUUAGCAUCUUUUUUUUCUUUUAUGUUAAACUUGUCAUGGAGCUGUCGAGGAGUUUUAGAAUGUAGAUUUAAUGCUGCUGUUUCUCUCAAUACAAUAAGAAACUGAACAAAUGAGGUACGUUUGUGUAGUUUUAACAUCACAAUGUGGAGCUCCUUUCUAGAAAAUGUUAGAUUAGCAACCGAUGCUGCUGUUGAAUACCAUGAGAGGCUGUAAAACGUAACACAAGCUGCACAAUGCAUUGUAGAUAUCGAGGUUAGAUCACGUUAAUAUAAAUGUAGAUUGUUCUAUGUUUUUAUCUGGGGUUUACACACGUGGACAAAAUUGUUGGUACCCUCAGUUAAAGAAGGAAAAACCCACAAUUCUCACUGAAAUCACUUGAAACUCACAAAAGUAACAAUAAAUAAAAAUUUAUUGAAAAUUAAAUAAUCAAAAACAGCCAUUACUUUUGAAUUGUUGAUUAACAUAAUUAUUUAAAAAAACAAACUAAUGAAACAGGCCUGGACAAAAAUGAUGGUACCUCUAUAAAAGAUUGAAAACUAUUUGACCAGAGUGACAUGAUUAACUCAGGUGUGUCAUUUAAUUGACAUCACAGGUGUUUCCAAACUCAUAAUCAGUCAGUCUGCCUAUUUAAAGGGAGACAAGUAGUCACCCUGCUGUUUGGUGAAAAGGUGUGUACCACACUGAACAUGGACAACAGAAAGCGAAGGAGAGAAUUGUCCCAGGACAUCCGAAAAAAAAUUAUAGACAAACAUCUUAAAGGUAAAGGCUAUAAGACCAUCUCUAAACAGCUUGAAGUUCCUGUGACAACAGUGGCUCAUAUUAUUCAGAAGUUCAAGACCCACGGGACAGUAGCCAACCUCCCUGGACGUGGCCGCAAGAGGAAAAUUGAUGACAAAUUGAAGAGACGGAUCGUUGGAAUUGUAUCCAAAGAGCCCAGAGCAACCUCCAAAGAAAUUAAAGGUGAACUCCAAGGCCAAGGUACAUCAGUGUCAGAUGGCACCAUUCGUCGUUGUUUGAGCCAAAGUGGACUUCAUGGGAGAUGACCAAGGAGGACACCACUGCUGAAAAAAACUCAUAAAAAAGCGAGACUGGAAUUUGCAAAAAUGCAUGUUGACAAGCCACAAAGCUUCUGGGAGAAUGUCCUUUGGACAGAUGAGACCAAACUGGAGCUUUUUGGUAAGGCACAUCAACUCUAUGUUCAUAGACUCAAAAACCAAGCAUACGAAGAAAUGAACACUGUCCCUACGGUGAAACAUGGAGGAGGCUCAGUAAUGUUUUGGGGCUGCUUUGCUGCAUCUGGCACAGGGUGUCUGGAAAGUGUGCAAGGUACGAUGAAAUCUGAAGACUAUCAAGGCAUUCUGGAGAGAAAUGUGCUGCCUAGUGUCAGAAAGCUUGGUCUCAGUCGCAGGUCAUGGGUCUUCCAACAGGACAACGAUCCAAAACACACAGCCAAAAACACCCAAGAAUGGCUGAGAGAAAAGCGUUGGACUAUUCUAAAGUGGCCUUCUAUGAGCCCAGAUCUGAAUCCCAUUGAACAUAUGCAGGGCUUAAAGUUUUCCGGCGCCGCGCCGGAUUUCCGGCGCAUGGAAAUGUACCAUUGAAAAAAUUUCAUCCAUCUCUGUCCCGAAGGCUCCAAACAUGUGCGUCAUUGUGCAUUCAGUUGCUCCGCUUUAAUCAAUCAAACUCCAAAUCCUCCAUUAAAAAAUAUACACCUUCUGUCCAGGCAUGCGGCUUUCUGAUAGAACUUUUAUACAAUUACAGUUCUCUAACUGCGAGUGCUGCGCCCUCUUGGUUCGGCAUAGUCAGUGCUGCUGAGCCACUGAUAAGAAAUAACAGUAUCCCACAAACAAAAUUCAAAUUUGCAAAAUUUGUUGGUGUUUUUUGUAAUUAUAUUUAAAGGGAAUUACUGGAAACACAUUGAUAUAUAUUGCAUAUUAUUUAUUUUAUUUCUGCUUGGACUGUAUACCCAUUCCACAUGUGUCCCAGCCCUGUGGCUGCCUGGUCUCUCCAGAGCGCACGGAGCUCCAAUCUGUGAGUGGUGCGGUGAAGAAUCGAGCAGCUGAUCACUGGUCAAUAGCGUUGGAGCUUGUGUUUGGCCCAAAGACGCAGAUACUAAAGUUUGCUCAGACUUUGUGUGACAGAGGAGAGAGGAUGUGUCUCUGCUGAUUAACAAAGAGAGCAGCCGCUGCCGCGAUCCCUGAGCCGCGGUGUGUUGACUCACCCCAUUGGCGUAAGUGCGUCAGUGGCGAUGCGCGUGCAUGUCCCACAAUCCCCAUGGUUUAAGAAGCAAAAUAAAAACAAACGAGCUUAGGUAUUGAAUUUUAAAAAGUAACAAAAACAGAAGUUGUUGAUUUUGUUUGAUUUCUUAAUCUUUAAACAUUUUCUAUGUUUUACAACGGCAAAAGGAAAAAAGGAAACAGCUAUUUAGUUUGCUGGCUUUUAUUUUGAAAGGAAAAAAAAUCAAAGAUCAAGCCUACUCAGAACAUCUGUUUAGUUAAAUAUGCACAAACUGAAUGUAGCUUAGGUGAUAUUAACCUUUUUUAUUUGAGGACAUAUAGGAUGUUUGUAAUAAUGAGUUAAAUAGCUCUCAGCAGAUUUUGUGACCUUAUGCAUCCGAAUGAUGUCUAGCCACAAACAAAAACUCUCCAAUCUCAAGCAAAUAUUGUUAGUAAGAACAGAAUGAACGUAUGGGUUGUGUGAAAUGAAUAAUGGAUAGGUAGUUAAAUAAGAAUGUUCUUAGGCUGCUUUCACCGUUUUUUCUUCCCAAAAUAUAGAUAAAAAAAUAGAAACAUUUAAAUUGAAAGCCAACUGAACAAAUUAUACAGUGAAUACAUUUUUUCCCUUAUCAAAAACAAACAAAAUGUGUGUCAGUUCAAAUUAAAAAUCAAAUGAUUUAAACUAAUCACAGAGAUUAUUGAGGUGUAUCAAAUGAGCAGUUACUAACAUGUAUGUGUGGUUAUGUGCUACAGAGGGCUUCUUAAUCACAUCUGUGUGAGAAAUGGGCUGACUCCAGAGGAAAAGGCCAGAGUAGAAGUUCAGCAUGAGCAGUCCAUUGCCACCAGGACCCAGAUAAACCAGAUCAGGAAGGCCCGAAUUUCUUUGCUAGUUACAGAGUUUGAGAGAGUCGGCAUCAUGAUCAACUUAUUCAGAGGAAUCUUAUAUUGUGAGGCAAUAACUAAAAUUGCAUUAAAGAGUUAAUACUAGUACUUUUAUUACCUGAUUAAAUACAAAGUUGGUAUAGCAAGUGACAUGACAGUUUAUUCUCUUGUAGUGUUCCAGAGAAUAUUAAACAAGUUCAUUCUGUUGUCUGUGUUUUGCAGUUUAUUUCAACAAACAACAUUUUGAACAUGUUAAAAAGAAAAUGUUCAGAAAGUUCACAAACAAAGCAAAAAAGAAAAAAGAAAUGACUUUGUCAAACAGUAUUCUCCAAGCACUUAAUAUUCUCUUGAGACUGACACUUGAGAUAAUGUUGUAAGUAAAAAUCGUGCCUUAUGAAGGAAAGCAGCAGAGUUUUGUAGCAGUUUUGUUGUGGUUGGUGUUUUGAGUUCUUGUUAAAUCUACUGAAGAGAUAAAAAUGAUUAAAAGUUAUUAAUAAUACAUGUACUUGAUUUUCAUGCUUUUUUCCCCUUUACACUAAAAUUAAUCUUUGCAAUUAUAGUGAUGUGGUAUUGAAACAUCAACACAAAAAAAAUCUGACUUUUGGCACUUUCUAAAAUGUCUUAAGUUUUGGCCGAGUAAGGUUUUACAUUUGAGCAACAAUAAAAUAGUGGGAUCAUAAUGGGCAUUAUUUCCACCAGAUGACCUCAUAUUUGCUCUGAAUUAAUAGAAUCUCAUAUAUAUUGUGUUUUAGUGCAUUUUAAAACACAUUUAAAUACGUUUAUUUACACUAUAAAUUGGAUCUUAGAAGUUCAGGCUCAGGAUUUUUUCUCACUUUAAGCCCUGCAUAUGUGGAAGGAGCUGAAACAUGCCAUUUGGAGAAGACACCCAUCAAACCUGAGACAACUGGAGCUGUUUGCUCAUGAGGAGUGGGCCAAAAUACCUGUUGACAGCUGCAGAACGCUCAUUGACAAAUACAGAAAUCGUUUAAUUGCAGUGAUUGCCUCAAAAGGUUGUGCAACAAAAUAUUAAGUUAUGGGUACCAUCAUUUUUGUCCAGCCCUAUUUCAUUAGUUUGUUUUUUUUAAAUAAUUAUGUUAAUCAACAAUUCAAAAGUGAUGGCUGAUUUUGAUUAUUUAAUUUUCAAUAAAUUUUUAUUUAUUGUUACUUUUGUGAGUUUCAAGUGAUUUCAGUGAGAAUUGUGGGUUUUUCCUUCUUUAACUGAGGGGUACCAACAAUUUUGUCCACGUGUGUAUAUGGAUGGGUCGUUGUGAAAUCAUGUGUUCUGGGAGUAUUAUUGAAUUAUAAGUUCAUAAACAGG